UUUUGUGCAGGUUGCCAAACACGCAGGUCCUGUCCGUCCAGCCCACAGAGGCUUGGAUGAGGAAGUACCCACACUGGCUACGUGCGCUGAAUAGGACAGUUCCUGAAAAUUUUCCCCGGAGUCCCAGCAGCCAUGAAGCUUCGACUGCACUUCGUGGUGGACCCUAUGGGCUGGCUGUGCAUCAGCGUGGUGUUUGGGAUCUGGCUCUACAACACGUUCUUUAUUCCCAAGCUGGUCCUACUUCCGCACUACAACGAAGGCCACAUCCCAUGGGCAAUAGUCGUCUGUUAUUACAUAGCGUCAGCGCUCUGCAUCGCGGCCCUUGUCAGAGCUUCCACGGCAGAUCCGGGCCGUCUUCCUGUGGACCCUCACAUACCUCACUCUGAGAGAGAACACUGGGAGUUGUGCAAUAAGUGCAACUUAAUGAGACCGAAAAGAUCGCACCACUGCAGCCGUUGUGGCCACUGUGUGCGCAGGAUGGACCACCACUGUCCUUGGAUUAAUAACUGCGUGGGAGAAGAUAACCACUGGCUCUUCCUGCAGCUGUGCUUCUACGCUCAGGUCCUCAGUUUAUUCACUCUGGUGCUGGACUUCUGCCAGUACUACUACUUCCAGCCGCUGACCGGACUCGAUCAGGAGAAGUUUACAACACGCCACGAACUGGCCCUGCUGCGAAUCUCAACGCUCAUGGGAGUGGUCAUGUUUGGGGGCAUGUCCAGUUUGUUCUACACUCAGCUGGCAGGCAUCCUAUCCGACACGACCACCAUUGAGAAAAUGUCCCAGUUCUCAAAUGAAAUAUAUGGUGCAAAGAGAUCUUGGCAGUGGGCACUAGCUGAAGUUUGUGGCACUCGCUGGAAACUCUUGUGGUUAAACCCACUGCGAAGCAGACAGCCACUCGUACCCAGCCAACGCUUCCGCAGCCACGUAUAGACCGCUAGCACUGCGGUAUCCGCUACCCGCACGGAUGGUAGGAGCAGCCAUCACGACACACUGUAUACACACACUUAAGAAUCCAUCUGCUCGCCUUCACAGUCCUAGUUUGUGCUAUGAGAGCUGGAUACUCAGACCUUCUUCUUCUUCUUUUUUUUUUCUUCUUCUUCUUUCUCUACACGGCCCAGACUGGCAGUGAACUGGGUCAAGAAACACCUUUUGGAGUGGUGGGAGAAUGUUGCUUUUUUUACUCACUGUGACUGCUACUUUCAGCAUUUGGAAAACCACUUUUAAUGGCUUAUUGCAACAGAAGGAUGGAGGUUUUCACCUGAAAGCAACUGGAGAAAGGGACCCCUCUCAGGUUACUUUAAUAGAGAGCCUUUACUACUGACCCUUAAUCAACUUCAGACAGACCUAGGGUACUUUCAGUAUGUCUAUUAGAAAGGCAUUUGUUUGUAUAAAGUUAUGUGCCUUGUUUCUUUUAACUGUAUCUUCUUUUUUUAUUAUUAUUAUUAUUUGUCACAAUUGAACAGUGUUUUUGUUUUAUAUGUUCUGGUUCAUUUGGAAAUUUUGUGUAAAGGGAUCCGUCAUCAACUUUCUCCUUUGAUCGGUUCACUCAAUGAUUCCUGAAUGUUUUCUUGCAUUGUUCUGUGAACAUUGUAUGUAUUAGGGGUUUUAUGAAGCCACAGAACAAAGUUGAAUACUGUUAUGUGAUAACUUUUGUGAUACAUGGCCGACCGGGCAUGAAGACGCUAGUUAGUUAAGCUACCUUAGUUAGCGCUUGUCAUGAUACAUACACAAAAUAAGAAGCAGAAGCUUAUACAAUCAUACAUAUGCUGUAUAUUUCCUGGUUAAGUCUAAGUUAAUAACAUUCCACAGUUAGUUAAUGUCGUUGCCAGGUCGUAAUUUAAUGUUUAAUUCUUAUUGAAGGGGUUUGAGUGUCAAAAAACUGUCUUUUAAAAUAACUUUAAUCAAUGUUGUGUGUUUUGGGAAGUACACUAAGAGAGUUAAAUGAGAAUGUCAAUACUAGUUAAUGUCUGCAGGAUAUGCUAAAUAUGAAGCUACAGCCAACUGCGGUUUAGCUAGCUUAGCUUAGCUUAUCUUGGGUUAGCAUGAAGACAGAAACCUAGUAAACAUAAAGAAGUAGUAAAACCACUACCUGUCUUUUUGUAAACUUUAGAAAAAAUAUAUUUUUUGUAUGGGUUAAACAAACAUCUGAAAACCAGGCUUUUGGUAGAAAGACUUUCUUGGUGGAGCCAAGUUAGCUCGCUUGCCAUUUUAUAGUCGCUAUACUAAGCUAAUCAGCUUUGCGCUGUAGCUUCACAUUUACUUCACAACAUAGUAUUCAGGUUCUCAUUUUACUCCACCAAAGAAACAAAAAUGUUGCCGUCCGUUCAGCUAACAUUUGCAACAUUAGCACUUACGAUACAGUGUAUUGCAACAAAUAACUUGAAUAUGUGUCAUUUUAUGCUCGUCGUUUAUGAUUUGUAAUGAUCAUUUUAUUGCUGUAAUAGGUCUUUAUGUGUCUGAACCUAAACAAGUGACUUUAUAAAUGCAUAUCUUUAACAGUUAUACAAAACUAGCCAGUUAGCCUACUCAUGAUGAGAUAAAGCUAGUAAUUGCUUGACAUAGAAAUUGUAUUUAUGGUGGUAACUCUACAGAACUGUUUAGGGAUUUUACUGAAUUCUUUAACAGGAUAUUUAAGGUGACAAUAAUAAUAUUAAUACUAGCAUUGUGUGGUUGUCAUUGUCUAUAAUAUUGGCAAUCUCUUAGCUAAUCCUGUGCGCAAACAGAGCUUAUCUUGUGUGAGAAAAUAUUAUCCAAGUAGUUUUAAGUGCCUGUCUAGGUCUUAUUUUUACUGUCAUCAUAUUCAUUGUGCGAUCUCCACACAAGCCAAAGACCUGGGGAAAACGUUGCAAUAGUCAACAGGUAUUCAGUAAGUGCAUGUUUCACCGGCGUGUCUGAAAGUAGCAGUUCAACAUUAUGCACUGAAUUUCACAUUAGAUCACAGAUUGUUGUGUUGUAUUUUGAAAGGAUGACCUUUUUUUUUUUUUUUAAAUGUGUUUACGGUUUGUAUGGUUUGCAUCUGGUUGUUUGCAUUUGCAUGAGUAUGUUCUGGUGAUACAUUUGCUCAGUGGUUUUUAUAUCUCAUAUUCAGGUUCUUGGAAGUUUGAUUCUUUAUUUAAUUUUUUUCGUGGGGACUAAUGCGCGUGAUUGCGACAAAUGCGAAACAUUUAUCUUUUGUCUUCUAAUUUUUGAAAGCAAUAAGCAUUGCAUGUCAGUAAAGCCAUCCUACUUGUUCCAACUUAAAAUCUGUUGUAUAAAGUGGCGGAUAAGUUUCACUUUUCAGCACUUCAGUAACCUCUGCCAAGUUGAACUACCGCUACUGAAGCUGCUGUUUGUUUGACGUAUGCCAUAUCUUCAAUUAACAACAUGUCUCUACACCUUAAGUCGUUAAUAACGGAAACGCUUGAGUUAAUUUGAUCCGAAUCAAAAACUGCAGGAAACUGGAGGUGUGAACAUUUCCGAGAGGCUGUGCUCACUCGCCCCUCCUCGCAGCCAUUACCUGGCAUCCCCCAGGGCUCUCAGUGAGGAUCUGUGUGUUUCCAUUUAAUUUUUGGAAUGUGUUUUCAGGCUUUAUAUGGGUUAAAUCUGACCAACAACACUGGGAAAUGUUUUUGUGUGUGUGUGUGUGAAUUAAAUUAUAACACUUAAACAUGUCUGACAGCUGUUAUUAUUAUUAUUAUGUUACGAGACUGUUAAUUGUGAGAGGUAUUCAUAAUCAAAUAAAUUAGAUUCUGAAUAUGUUUGAGCUGA
Messenger RNA from Mugil cephalus (flathead mullet), 3747 nucleotides. It is a transcript of the gene zdhhc21, whose product is annotated as zinc finger DHHC-type palmitoyltransferase 21. Lineage: Eukaryota; Metazoa; Chordata; Actinopteri; Mugiliformes; Mugilidae. The record is from RefSeq and is a predicted model, not a curated record. Gene Ontology annotation, molecular function: protein-cysteine S-palmitoyltransferase activity. Gene Ontology annotation, biological process: peptidyl-L-cysteine S-palmitoylation; protein targeting to membrane. Gene Ontology annotation, cellular component: endoplasmic reticulum; Golgi apparatus. The coding region runs from base 133 to 930 and encodes 265 amino acids. The transcript has 8 exons.